CGCCAAGUGCGCCUGAUGGCAGCAUAUCUUUCAAGCUGCGUAUGGCUUUAAAUAAAGGCUUCCGACACGACAGGCUCUUCCCAAGGUCAGCAUAGAAAGCCUUGAGAAACUGUUAACCAUCAUGGCGAUAGCGAAUGUAUCCCAUAUCCCUAUGAUAAGCCCUGGAGGCAUCAAGUCAGAGGAAUGGAUCCAAUCGCUGCCCAUUAUUGUUUUUUUUGUCUUUCUUUUUAUAUUUUAUGGUCUUCUUAUCAUAUACGAACUUAACUCUAGGGACAACCAGAUCCCGAUCCAAGGGGAUUCCGAGAGCGAUCUGCCAGCAAGGAGUAUAAGUUCCGAGAUUAGCGAUUUGCAGCGGUUGGAUUCGACUGCUCCACCGCAGGCAUACAAGCAAGUGAUGACAGGAAUGGAAAUUACAGGCUCAGAGGAACAUUCUACGUGUCCCCACGAGGUUAUCAUCUGCGCUAUAUGCUUGGAAGCGAUAGCGGAUAGUGAUAUCGUCCGUCGGUUAUUGUGCGGGCAUAUAUUUCAUUCGGGUUGCAUUACUCUAUGGUACCUGAGGCGGCAUUAUGCCUGCCCUUUGUGCGUAUCACGCUACAUGACAUUGGAGCGUGAGCAUGUCAGAACAAACAGAUGAAAUUCGCAAUCCGAGCAAGAGAGGUAUUAUUGUGAGUGGAGUUCGGGGGAACAUGCUCUGAAUCUCAGACUAAAUAGGCUGAAUUAGAAGAUUUAGGCUCGCUUGAGGGUGGCUGACAACUUCAUGGACGCAGUGCUGGUCAGAUCAAUUAAUUCAGGGUUUUACAGAUGUUACGGACG
This is a messenger RNA of Fusarium redolens, 813 nucleotides long. RefSeq lists its product as uncharacterized. Bases 122 to 634 code for a protein of 170 amino acids. The transcript has 4 exons. NCBI's taxonomy places the organism in Eukaryota, Fungi, Ascomycota, Sordariomycetes, Hypocreales, Nectriaceae. The record is from RefSeq and is a predicted model, not a curated record.